GUUUACUUAAGGCCAUUCAUUCCAUUUCCCUCUGCGUACGAAAAAGACGAGUACAUCGAUACCAUCAUAAAUUACAAGGUUUGACCAGCUCUAACAAGAACCGUAAUGUUAGGCGCCAUUUGGCCGAGGAAGUGAAAGCAGGCAGUAUUGACCAAUUUCCAUUAACUACCAAACAAACGUACACGAGCGCAUUCUGAGAGGCUCUCCACCUCAUCAACCACAUGGACAAAACCACUUUGGAGAUGGAGCUGUCAUACGACAAACCCAACAAGAGUGAAUACUCUGUAAGGAGAUCGGGCCGUCCUUAUACCAAGGACUAUCGCAUCUUCUUCGAGCGGUCUCUCGACAAAGUGCCUGUGUCUCCCUUCCACGACAUCCCGCUCUACAAUGACAAGGACAAGGGCAUCCUGAACAUGGUGGUGGAGGUGCCGCGGUGGACAAACGCCAAGUUCGAGAUAUCCCGAAACGAAAGCCUCAACCCAAUUCACCAAGACAACCUCGACAAGAAGCCCCGCUUCGUCAAGAACUUCUUCCCCUACAAGGGCUACAUCUGGAACUACGGUGCCCUGCCCCAGACCUGGGAAGACCCGCACCACACAACCCCCGAGACGCACACCAAUGGCGACAACGACCCGCUCGACGCCUGCGAGAUAGGCCGCGCCGUGGCCUGCCCGGGCGAUGUCAAGCAGGUCAAGGUUCUUGGCAUCCUGGCGCUGCUUGACCAGGGCGAGACCGACUGGAAGGUGCUCGUCAUCGACGUGCGGGACCCGCUGGCGGAGAGGCUGAGUGACAUUGCGGAUGUCGAGGAGCACUUACCUGGCAUGCUUGGCGCGAGUAUCGACUGGUGGAGGGUGUACCGGGUGCCGGAUGGGCAGCGCGGGAAUGGGUUUGGGUUUGGGGGGCGGUGGUUAGAUAGGGGGCAUGCGAAAAAGGUCAUUGGGGAAUGUGAGGAUGCGUGGAAGAGGUUGAUCACGGGAAAGGUGGAGCGAGGGGAUAUCUCGCUGGACAACACCACGCUAAAGGACACGCCGGGCAACCUUGAUCCGGACAAGGUGCACUUGCCGCCAGAUGAGGUCUUGUCUCCGGCACCCAUUGAGCAGGAUUUGGAGGAGUGGUACUAUGUUGACAGAGACGCUGUGGAUGCUCAAAAGGCAUCGUUAGAAGGCAGUUGUUUGCACGUUGAGUUGAAUGUGCAUUGGUAGGACCACGGCUGUUGUGAUUUUGUGACCUAGAAACUUGGGGGGAGGUAAGUGGCGGUCGAGGUUUAGGCUGUGACUGGGAUGACCGUUGGAUUGGUCAAACGGAGGCCUUGAAGAGGCAUGAAGCGGAAUCAUGUUUGAAGACAACUGACAGCUUAGCGAGCAAUGCUACCUGAUAAGCAAGUUGGACCGGCAUGCCCGCCAACAUCAAGAGGAG
This is a messenger RNA of Parathielavia appendiculata, 1416 nucleotides long. Its product is annotated as inorganic pyrophosphatase. The record is from RefSeq and is a predicted model, not a curated record. Gene Ontology annotation, biological process: phosphate-containing compound metabolic process. The coding region runs from base 222 to 1202 and encodes 326 amino acids. The transcript has 7 exons. Gene Ontology annotation, molecular function: inorganic diphosphate phosphatase activity; magnesium ion binding. Gene Ontology annotation, cellular component: nucleus; cytoplasm. Lineage: Eukaryota; Fungi; Ascomycota; Sordariomycetes; Sordariales; Chaetomiaceae.